This is a messenger RNA of Nerophis lumbriciformis (worm pipefish), 1641 nucleotides long. Lineage: Eukaryota; Metazoa; Chordata; Actinopteri; Syngnathiformes; Syngnathidae. The record is from RefSeq and is a predicted model, not a curated record.
AUGGCAGGGAACAAUUCUUAUACUAUUGUUGAAUACUUUGGUGGGGAUGAUGGUUACCGCUGUGGUUACUGCAAAAAUGAAAAGGGAAACUUUUCACACGGCAUGUGGUCUCACACCAUGACAGUACAAGAUUACCAAGACCUCAUAGACAGAGGAUGGAGAAGAAGUGGAAAAUAUGUUUACAAGCCAAUAAUGAACAAGACAUGCUGUCCUCAAUACACUAUCAGAUGCCAUGCUGUGAAAUUCCAGCCUUCCAAAUCCCAUAAGAAAAUCUUGAAGAAAGUCAAUAAAUUCAUUUCAAACGGUGUAUUACCAAAAGAGCGUGAACCUGAGGAACCAAUGGAUUCAGUGUGUGAAGCUGCCGUGCCUCGAGAACCAAUCAAGGGAAUGGAGUGUGCUGUUACAGACAUUCAAAAGGAGGAAGUAGAGAGUCUGGUUUUGACAAACGUUGAACAGAAUAAAGCAGAAGCCAAAUCCAGGGAGCCAGAACCACCUAGAAAAGAGCCAGCAAUUGUCACUGAUAGCAGAACAACAGUUACGGCUCCAAAACCUGGUGUAGGAAUAGACUCCAACCGGCCUCCUUGUCGGAAGGCUAAAGAUUUAAGGAAAGAGCGACGUCAUCAGAAAGAGCAGAUGAAAAAAAGCAGUGUUGGAGGCUCCUCUACUUUGACCACUAAGCCUACUACGCCCUCACAGACCAACACAACCAAAACCCUUGAAGAUUUCCUUACUGAGACAUGUCCUGACAGUUCAUCUCAUUGCCUUGAGGUGAGGCUAGUACGCGCCAAUCCCCCUUGCCCGCAGUUCAAAGCCUCUUUCGACGCUUCCUACCAGGUGUACAAACUCUACCAGAUGGCAAUUCACAAGGACCCUCCUGACAAACCCUCCGAGAGCCAGGCGAGGCUAGUACCGGUCAGCUUUGAGGACCCCCAAUUCACAGCAUCCUAUGAGCAGUCUGUGGCGCUGUACAGCCGUUACCAGAUGGCCAUUCAUGGGGAUGACCCCAGCGAAUGUAGUGAGAGUGAGUUCCGGCGAUUUCUCUGUGAUUCACCGCUAGAGGCAGAGUACUCUGUUGACGGGCCUGAGAUGGGUUAUGGCUCCUUUCACCAGCAGUAUUGGCUAGAUGGCCAGAUUGUUGCCGUAGGAGUGAUCGAUAUCCUACCUACCUGCGUGUCAUCGGUCUACCUGUACUAUCACCCAGACUUUGCCUUCUUGUCUCUGGGGUCCUACUCUGCUCUCAGGGAGAUUGCUUUCACCAGACAGCUACAGAAACAGUCUCCAAAACUGUCCCACUACUACCUGGGCUUUUACAUUCACUCCUGCCCUAAGAUGCGGUACAAGGGACAGUAUCGGCCUUCAGAUCUACUUUGCCCAGAAACCUUUGUCUGGGUAACCAUUGAGCAAUGCCUUCCACUCCUGGAGAAUUCCCGAUAUGCACGUUUCAACCCUAAUUGUGAUGAAGGAGAUGCUCGAGUUUUAAAAGAUGUUGGAAGAGCUCUGGUGCUACACAGAAGGACCGUCAUGCCCUACACAGUCUAUUCCCGAAAACAGAAGGGUUCCGGUGAUGAAACGGAGGUGAAGGAAUAUGCUAGCCUGGUUGGCCAGAACUGUGCUGAAAGGAUCUUGCUGUACCGAGCCUAA